UACGCCACUUAUACAAUAAAAAAUCUAUCACAUUCUCUUCUUAUAUCAACCAACCAUUCAUCUUACCUUAUCCUUUCCCCCCUUUUAAUCCAAAUAUACAAAACACCCUUACCACAAACUCUACACACAUUUCAACAACAACAAAAAAAAAGAUAAUAAAAAUGGCCACAGCCUCAGCAGCAACACCAUCUACAAUCACUGUUGUAGGAAGCUCAGUUAUUGCUUACAAAUCAAGGUAUACUAAGAAUGUUAACAAUGUGAAAUUGAUCAAAGGAUUCAACACUUUCAGUGGUUUGAAAGCUCAAAACAACCCUGUUUCUUCACUAGGAGUUCCUGUUUCAAGUGAACAAGCUUUUGUAAAAGUUAUGUGUUCAUUGAAAUAUCCAUCAAUGGUAGGAAGAAGAAGUAGAGGUGGUGCUUCUUCGGCAAGAUGUAAUGCUGCAGGUGAGAUUUUUCAGAUUGCAGCUAUUAUUAAUGGUCUUACUCUUGUUGGUGUUGCUGUUGGAUUUGUUCUUCUUCGAAUUGAAGCUGCUGUUGAAGAAGCUGAGUAAGAAUUUUUCAUAUAUGUAUGUAAGUUUAUAUAUCAGAAAAAAAUAUGUUGUGUAUUUUGUGUAAUUCUUGAUGUUAUGAUGUAGAACUCAAUUGUUCUUGAGGUAUUUGAAUAAUACCACUUGGAUUUUUAUUUUGAGAGAUAUAAUUGUACACAA
This is a messenger RNA of Trifolium pratense (red clover), 707 nucleotides long. RefSeq lists its product as uncharacterized. Lineage: Eukaryota; Viridiplantae; Streptophyta; Magnoliopsida; Fabales; Fabaceae. Gene Ontology annotation, cellular component: cytochrome b6f complex. The transcript is spliced from 2 exons. The record is from RefSeq and is a predicted model, not a curated record. Bases 162 to 551 code for a protein of 129 amino acids.